GUGUUCUGUGUUUUUGUGUACUGUGGCUGUUUGAGAGGCUAGAGCCUUGAGGCGGGAAUGCAGCUUUGGCUUCCGCCCAUGACCUAGGGCAUGUCCCUUCAUUUGUCUCUCAUCUCUGAGAACACGGUCUCUCCACAGCCAGUUCAUAAGGGGAUAUGGACGUGAAUACACGGGGGACAGGAGUUAGGAUGGUGAUCGCUCGUGUUCUUACCCUGGGCUUUUAAAAAUAACUGUGGUUGUUUGGGCACAGAUGAUUUUAAGAGAGGGCUUUUUUUUUUAUCCUCCUGGCACAAACGGACACUUUCAAAUACGAGGGCUUUCAGCAGAACCUGUGUAGGAGCUAAAAGACUCUGAGUGUACUGCAGUCAGCUGGAACCACGGCGCAGCCCACCGAGCAAGGUCCCUCCAGCGAGACGCAGGUUGUGGAUCGGGGCUUCUCAGUUCCUCCUGGUCACAUCCGCCUGUGGGCACUGUCUGCUGCUGGAGGAAUAAAACAGGCCCCCGCCUUCCCCAGGACUCCUUAUCUUCACAGGGUGGGGUCCAGCAGUGAGCAGGCCCGUCGGGAGGCUCCAGAAGCUCCUAGUCCAGUGGGAAAAUGACAGCCCAGCGGCAGGGCUAGAAAUAUCUCUGCGCCUGCUGGGAGAGGGGCCAUCCAAAGUGCUGGCGAAGAGGAGGUAGCUGGCAGGACUUGACCCGGCUAAGGACCUUCUCCCAGAAGCAGUGACAUCUCAGCGGAGCCCCGAAGGAUGUUGGCUCUCUGAGCUCCUCCUCGUCGCCCCUUCCACCCGCCAGACUUCAGAUCUGACUCCAGACCUGCCCGCUGUCUCGGGAGGCCCUGCCUCCCUUCCCCUGAGGCAAGAUGCCCAUCCUCAAGCAGCUGGUGUCCAGCUCCAUGCACUCCAAGCGCCGCUCCCGAGUGGACCUCACAGCCGAGAUGAUCAGUGCCCCACUGGGCGACUUCCGCCACACCAUGCAUGUGGGUCGGGCGGGGGACGCCUUCGGAGACACCUCGUUCCUCAACAACAAGGCUGGCGAGCCGGACGGUGAGUCCCUGGAUGAGCCUGCCUCCUCCUCUUCGUCCAAACGCAGCCUGCUGUCCCGGAAGUUUCGGGGCAGCAAGCGGUCACAGUCAGUGACCAGGGGGGACCGGGAGCAGAGGGACAUGCUGGGCUCGCUGCGGGACUCAGCGCUAUUUGUCAAGAACGCCAUGUCCCUGCCCCAGCUGAAUGAGAAGGAAGCUGCUGAAAAGGGCUCCAGCAAGCUGCCCAAGAGCCUGUCGUCCAGCCCCGUGAAGAAGGGGAAUGGCGGGGAGGGUGACCUGGAGGGGGCUUGCGUGGAGGAGGUGCCGCGGCGGAACGGGGCCACGGGCCCACACUCCCCCGACCUCCUCCUGGAGGAGAAGGCCUUCGGGGACCUGAUGGACCUGCCCGUCGUGCCCAAGGCCAGUUUCGGGCUGAAGCACGCAGAGUCCAUCAUGUCCUUCCACAUUGACCUGGGGCCCUCCAUGCUGGGCGACGUCCUGAGCAUCAUGGACAAGGAGGAGUGGGAACCAGAGGAGGAGGGUGGCGGUUACCACAGCGACGAAGACCUGGGCAGUCUUCUCAAGGCUCCUGCUUCUGUGUCGGGGGCCCCUCUGCGAGCCAGGCAGGAAGGCAAAGCUGGCCAGGACUCACCCCCGCUGCCCCAGGCUCCGCAGGACGACGGGUGGGCGGCAGCGGCCCCCAGCCCCGGCUCAGCUCGCAGCGUGGGCAGCCACACCACACGGGACAGCAGCUCCCUGUCCAGCUGCACCUCCAGCGUCCUGGAAGAGCGCAGCCCUGCUUCCCGGGGGCCAGACAGGGCCCGCGCCACUCUCUCCAGGCAGCCGGACAAGGAGUUCUCCUUCAUGGAUGAAGAGGAGGAGGACGAGAUCCGAGUGUGAGGCGGGAGGAGGCAGGGUUCCACGUUCUUGGCUUCAUCUCCGUGCCCCCAGCCCACCACCACCUUCCCCUCCCUGUUCAGGGGCAGCCAAGAGCCUGGGACCCAUGGAGGAGGGGUGUUGGCUGAGCCUGGGGGCCCGUGGAGGACUUGAGGAGCGAGCCUGGGUGUUUGGCUUUGUGGCACACCCCGGCCUCCCUGAGCUCUGUAGCACGGGGCUAUGUUCUUACAGCAGGGAUCAAUUUCCUUUUCUCCACUUUGGCCUCAAAUGGAUGCCGGAUGUCAACCUGAGUUCCUGCCCCGGCCCCCACAGCAACGCAGGUCAGCUCCCGGCAGCCUCGGUGCCAGGGCUGGGGGACACGGGCUCUCCUCUCUCCCGGAGUUCCUGCUGUGACCUGGCAGUGACUUCCUGGAUAAAAAUGUGUGUCACAGGAGGAAGGGGGUGGACACGUGUCCCCGCUCCUCCCUCCCCUGCCUGAUUCACGCACCUGGAAGCCUGGAGCCUCUUGGAGUAAAGCCGGAGCGAACAUGAACACUAAACGCAGCCCCUUCCAGGGGAAAAGAACAGAGUGGGGAGUGGGAGGGAGGGCCCUGGGCUUCAGUUUUCAAGAUGGAGCCCCGGCAGGGUGAAGACACAGGACCGGGCUGUAGGCGUCACUCAGCCUCAGUGGGUUUGUUUUUUUCUUCCCCGUCAUGUGUAAGUCUUUCUAGAACAGUAUCGGGAACAGUGUUAGCAGGUCAGCCACCAGAAGGAACAUCGACUCCUGGGAGACACCUUUAUACUCAGUGCUUCCCAACUCUCAUUCAGAAUUGUAUGGAGUAGGCGUCCCUGGAUGUGUCCCCCACACACACCCCACCCAUAGCUGUUAGCCGCCGAAGGCCAGGAGAGUAUUUCUGGAAAAUGACUUGUUUAAAGUAAUAUAUCUUUCCUGUGGGGGAUAAAAGCUCUUUUUGUUUUUUGGACUGAGUUAUGCCCCCCCUCGACACCCCCCCACCCCCAGUACUCCUUCCUUUCCCAGGCCUCUCUGCCAGCUCGGCCCACUCCCUGCCUUCUGAGGCGAGAGCCCAGAGGGUCUAGGUACACGGCUACCAGGUUUAGCAACAAAAGAAACCAGAAUGUUGACUUAAUGAGAAUUUCAGGUAUACAAAGGAUAAUUUUUCAGUAUAAGUAUGCCCUUUUGCCGUAUAUGGACCGUAACUGACAUUAAAAAGUUAUUUGUUGUU
Molecule: messenger RNA, 3141 nt
Organism: Artibeus jamaicensis (Jamaican fruit-eating bat)
Lineage: Eukaryota; Metazoa; Chordata; Mammalia; Chiroptera; Phyllostomidae
Gene: CDC42EP4
Product: CDC42 effector protein 4
Exons: 3
Coding region: 860-1921 (353 amino acids)
Source: RefSeq, a predicted model, not a curated record